ACCCAAUACAAAUAUUUUCAAGCCACAACACACAAACUACCAAAAAAACUUUUCACUCCUCUCUCUUUGUUCCAAAUUAAAGAUAGCCAUGGAAUCAAAUUCCAAAAACACAACCAAGUUCCUCUUUAGCUACGGCGGUAAAAUCCUCCCCCGCCACACCGACGGCAAGCUCCGCUACACCGGUGGCCACACUAGAGUCCUCGCGCUUUCUCUCCCCAUUUCUUUCUCAGAGUUGAUGGUGAAGUUUGUGGAAUUAUGCUGUUUAUCAGUGACACUGAAGUGUCCUUUACCAAACGGAGAUUUAGAGACAUUGAUUUCAAUCACCAGCGACGAAGAUCUGGAAAAUAUAAUCGAAGAAUACGAUCGAGCUUCUUCGUCGUUACGUCAUCCAUUGAAGAUAAGAGCCAUUCUUUCACCUCCCAAAUCUCUCAAGAAAGUAUGUCCUCAACAUUCUUCUUCGUCCAGCGCAACAUACUCUCCCUCUGGUUCGCUUUACGGGUCUGCGGAAUCACCGCCGUAUGCGGCUGUUAAUCGGCUGAAUUGUUCGCCGGUUCCUCUAGGGUUUCCGAUUGGUAUUCGAAACGGGGCUGUGAAAGGUGGCUGUUACACAGGGCAAUUACAUGAAAGCCCUAGAUUCCUUUAUCGCUGCGGUAAUAAUUAUUGUCAAUGAGGCAGGGUUAUAAUAGGGAAUACAAAGGAUAUACAGAAGUACUAUUAGAUAUUAGUUGAUGAUGAUGAAAAAUAGUGAAAAGUGAUUUAUAAUAAAGAUUGCUUGAGCUUCUA
This is a messenger RNA of Vicia villosa (hairy vetch), 783 nucleotides long. Its product is annotated as protein PAL OF QUIRKY-like. The transcript is spliced from 2 exons. NCBI's taxonomy places the organism in Eukaryota, Viridiplantae, Streptophyta, Magnoliopsida, Fabales, Fabaceae. Bases 89 to 670 code for a protein of 193 amino acids. Gene Ontology annotation, molecular function: protein binding. The record is from RefSeq and is a predicted model, not a curated record.